Messenger RNA from Bipolaris victoriae FI3, 546 nucleotides. RefSeq lists its product as hypothetical. The record is from RefSeq and is a predicted model, not a curated record. The transcript is spliced from 2 exons. Lineage: Eukaryota; Fungi; Ascomycota; Dothideomycetes; Pleosporales; Pleosporaceae. The coding region runs from base 1 to 546 and encodes 181 amino acids.
AUGCACACCACCACCACCCUCCUCACCCUCUUCCUCACCACACUCACAGCCGCCCACCUCCUCCCACCCCAACCCCCUCACCCUUACAUCCUCCCUCGCGCCACCACCCCAUCACCCCAAGACCACUGCACCUUCACCCUCUACCACAAACAAAUCUCCUCCAACCCCCGCAAAAACUACAUCUACCUCCCCACCAUCACCGAUCACGCAAACGGCCUCGUCAUCGACAUCGCAGCCACGAAACCGGCGACGGAACGUAAUUCGUACACAAGGCUGUCGGCGACGCAGAAGUAUGCUGUUAAGGGGUUGUUGGGGGGUGAGGCGUUGACGAUUAGUGGCCGGGAUGGUGGGAAUGGGUUGGGGUUUGAGAUGGGGGGGUUGAAGUGGGAGGCUGAUGGGAAGAAGGAAAGGGUUGAGGGAGGCGAGGCGGGGUGUCAGGUAGGGGAGUGGGUAGAGAGUGGGUUGGUUAAUAGAGAACGAAAAGUUGAGUGUGCGUUUCCUUGCGGGAAGAUUGAAGAGGAGGGAGAGAGGGAGGAGUUGAAGUAG